Molecule: messenger RNA, 1233 nt
Organism: Stomoxys calcitrans (stable fly)
Lineage: Eukaryota; Metazoa; Arthropoda; Insecta; Diptera; Muscidae
Product: variable charge X-linked protein 3B-like
Exons: 2
Coding region: 1-1233 (410 amino acids)
Source: RefSeq, a predicted model, not a curated record
AUGGAGGAGAGGGAAGUGAAGGAGAGGGAGGUGGAGGAGAGGGAGGUGGAGGAGAGGAAGGUGGAGGAGAGGGAAGUGAAAGAGAGGGAGGUGGAGGAGAGGGAGAUGAAGGAGAGUGAGGUGGAGGAGAGGGAGGUGGAGGAGAGGGGUGUAGUGGAGAGGGAGGUGGUGGAGAGGGAGAUGGAGGAGUGGGAGAGGGGAGUAGAGGAGAGGGAAGUUGAGGAGACGGAGGUGGAGGUGGAGGUGGAGGAGACGGAGGUGGAGGAGACGGAGGUGGAGGAGACGGAGGUGGAGGAGACGGAGGUGGAGGAGACGGAGGUGGAGGAGACGGAGGUGGAGGAGACGGAGGUGGAGGAGACGGAGGUGGAGGAGACGGAGGUGGAGGAGACGGAGGUGGAGGAGACGGAGGUGGAGGAGACGGAGGUGGAGGAGACGGAGGUGGAGGAGACGGAGGUGGAGGAGACGGAGGUGGAGGAGACGGAGGUGGAGGAGACGGAGGUGGAGGAGACGGAGGUGGAGGAGACGGAGGUGGAGGAGACGGAGGUGGAGGAGACGGAGGUGGAGGAGACGGAGGUGGAGGAGACGGAGGUGGAGGAGACGGAGGUGGAGGAGACGGAGGUGGAGGAGACGGAGGUGGAGGAGACGGAGGUGGAGGAGACGGAGGUGGAGGAGACGGAGGUGGAGGAGACGGAGGUGGAGGAGACGGAGGUGGAGGAGACGGAGGUGGAGGAGACGGAGGUGGAGGAGACGGAGGUGGAGGAGACGGAGGUGGAGGAGACGGAGGUGGAGGAGACGGAGGUGGAGGAGACGGAGGUGGAGGAGACGGAGGUGGAGGAGACGGAGGUGGAGGAGACGGAGGUGGAGGAGACGGAGGUGGAGGAGACGGAGGUGAAGGAGACGGAGGUGGAGGAGACGGAGGUGGAGGAGACGGAGGUGGAGGAGACGGAGGUGGAGGAGACGGAGGUGGAAGAGACGGAGGUGGAGGAGACGGAGGUGGAGAAGACGGAGGUGGAGGAGACGGAGGUGGAGGAGAGUGAGGUGGAGGAGAGUGAGGUGGAGGAGACGGAGGUGGAGGAGACGGAGGUGGAGAAGACGGAGGUGGAGGAGACGGAGGUGGAGGAGACGGAGGUGGAGGAGAGUGAGGUGGAGGAGACGGAGGUGGAGGAGAAGGAGGCGGAGGAGACGGUGGUGGAGGAGAAGGAGAUGGAUGAGAUUGGGGAAACACAAAUUUAG